This is a messenger RNA of Tachysurus vachellii, 3277 nucleotides long. It is a transcript of the gene wasf1, whose product is annotated as WASP family member 1. The record is from RefSeq and is a predicted model, not a curated record. NCBI's taxonomy places the organism in Eukaryota, Metazoa, Chordata, Actinopteri, Siluriformes, Bagridae. Gene Ontology annotation, cellular component: cytoskeleton; SCAR complex. Gene Ontology annotation, molecular function: protein kinase A regulatory subunit binding; Arp2/3 complex binding; actin binding. The transcript is spliced from 10 exons. The coding region runs from base 381 to 2021 and encodes 546 amino acids. Gene Ontology annotation, biological process: positive regulation of Arp2/3 complex-mediated actin nucleation; actin cytoskeleton organization.
GUCGUGAAGGCGCUCCAACAAUAGAAAGCAGACAGAGGUGGAUUCACAUGGAUUAUAAGAGCGUUGCAACCUCGUAAAGCUUUCGUUUUACAUGCAGAAGGACGUUUGUGUCGAUUAGCGUGAUUCCUGAUACGGUUGAGAUCUUGUCCUGUAGGUGAAUGUGUGGGAUCUGUUUCAGAUGAAUGCUGGGAUUCAUCUCUGACAUCCACGAGCUGCGUUUCAGCAGUGAGCAGAAGUCCUUAGAGUGGAAUAGGAACUGCAGGAAAAGUGACCAGGAAUACAGGGAUACAGGGAUACCCACACAGCCCAGAGGAGGAUGGAAAAAUAAACAGAAGUGUUUAUAGGUACAUCUGCCACAGGUGAUCGUGGAGUGAGCGAAGAUGCCGCUGGUGAAGAGGAGCAUCGAGCCGAGGCACUUAUGCCACACGGUGUUGCCCUGUGGUAUUAAAAACGAGCUGGAAUGUGUCACCAAUAUUUCACUCGCCAACGUUAUACGCCAGCUCAGCAGUCUCAGUAAAUAUGCAGAGGAUUUGUUUGGGGAGCUCUUUAAUGAAGCACAUGCCUUCUCCUUUCGCGUCAACUCCUUGCAGGAGAGAGUGGAUCGUCUGUCUAUCAGUGUGACACAGCUUGACCCUAAAGAGGAGGAGUUAUCUCUGCAGGACAUCACCAUGAGGAAAGCGUUCCGCAGCUCCACCAUUCAGGAUCAGCAGCUAUUUGAUCGUGAGUCGUUACCCAUCCCGAUGCAGGAGACGUUCAACCUCUGUGAACAGCCUCCACCACUCAACAUUCUUUCACCCUAUAGGGAUGACGGGAAGCAGGCUCUGAAGUUCUACACUAACCCGUCCUACUUCUUUGACCUGUGGAGGGAGAAGAUGCUGCAGGAUACGGAGGACAAGAGGAAGGAAAAACGGAAGCAAAAGUUACAGGAUCCUCGCUUGUAUGAUCAGGUCUAUAAGUAUUUAGACCUCCCAGGGCAGCUAAAGAACAUCGAUCGUCCUGCAGAACCAGAGAAAGUACCACGAGCUCCUCAUGACCGCAAAAAGGAGUGGCAGAAGCUGGCUUUAGGGGCAGAGCUGGCAGAAGAUGACAAUGAAGAUAAACACAAAGAUGCUAGCAAUGGCUUGGCAUCCUACCAUGACCAGAGGCAAAUGUACAUGGAUCAUUUGGAUGGUUCGUUCUCUCUGGCUGCUUUGCCGUACUCUCAGAUGAGCGAACUGCUCAACCGCACAGGAGAGCGCAUGUACGGACGACCUCACGAGCCUCCACCACCUCCACCGUCACACCCUGCAGACAUCAAGCCUGCCUCCGCCAUCAGCUCCAGUUCGGGUUUCUCCGACAGUCGUCCUCAAUCUCCGGCCCGCACUCCUGUGUUCUUGAACCCCAAUGCUCCACCCCCUCCUCCUCCACCACUUCCCCCACCCCCUCCUCCUCUCCCAUCCACCGUGUCAGGCUCAAGCAUGCGCAGUACACAGCCUCCCCCAAUCCCGCCAUUACCUUCCCAGCAACCCCUUGCUAUCCCCCCUGCUCCUGCACCCCUUCAGAUUGCCCCUGGUGUAUUACACCCUGCCCCUCCUCCUGUGGCUCCACCUCUUCAUUCUUCCCCAGCCCGACUACAGCAGGACAAAGUCUUGCUCCCUGGCUUGGGAGAUGGCACCGUCUUACCUCCUCCUCCCCCACCUCCUCCUCUGCCCCACCCAGGGGCCAGAAGCUCCCCUCCUUGUCAGCCUCCAGGUCCACCCCCUGUGCCUUCAUUCCCAGUUUCAACUCCACCCACUCACUCGGGUCACGAAGUCAAAAGACAUCCAUCAAACCUGCCGCCAAUCAGCGACGCACGCAGUGUCCUAUUAGAAGCCAUUCGUAAAGGUAUCCAGCUGAGGAAGGUCGAGGAGCAAAGGGAACAGGAGGCUAAGCACGAGCGUGUGGGCAAUGACGUAGCCACUAUCUUGUCCCGACGCAUCGCCGUAGAGUACAGCGACUCUGAAGACGACUCCGAGUUCGAUGAGGUCGACUGGAUGGAGUGAGAGCAAAGAAGAAGGGAACGAGAAGAUGAAUAUCUAGGAGGGGAUAAUUAGAAAGAAAUUACCAUGUUAAAAAAAAAAUUGUGUCUCUUUUUUUUCUCUGUCCUGCUUCCACGGUUCACAGUGUGGUAUGUUGCAGGAAAUUUUGUGUCUCCACAAAACAUUCUACAUUCACAUUUCCAGCAUUUGGCAGACACCCUUGUCCAGAGCGACUUACAUUAUCUGAUGUUUAUACAACUGAGCAAUUGAGGGUUAAGGGCCUUGCUCAGGAGCCCAACAGUGGCAACUUGGUGGACCAAAGUGGUAGUCCGACACCUUAACCGCUAGGGCCCCACAUCGCCAGUUGUCUUUUUUUCUGGAUGUUUGUUCUCAUGUUUUUUAUACAACAUAAUUUAACUUAUGUUGAUAUUCUCAAGGUUUUUUAACGAUCCUCUUUUACAAUUAAUGGAAAUAGCUCCCGAUGUUGUAGCUCAUUUCGAGGAGGGACCACAGAGAUCCACUGUUUAGUGUUAUGUAAAGGGUCAGUGCGCCUUUAGCAUCAAUUCUGAGGCAAUGCUGCCACCAUCUGGUUUAUUAUUAUUUUUUAAUUUACGUGUAUAAUGAAGACAUGUUUAAAUAGGCUGGUCUACAUGAAAUUAUGGCAUGGUCCUUAAAAAAAAAAAAAAAAAAAGAAAAAAAAAAAGAUUGUUUUCAUUAUGAUAAAUUUACAUAUCUCUGAGCAAUAUGUACUGUCACUGUCUGUCUGAGUUAGUAAGAAAGAAUAAAUGUGGUUGAGAUGCUCGUUUUCUGUUAAGAUGAAAAAAUGAAGUGAAAUUCAGAAAAGAAAAAAAAAAUGUAAGGAGUUUAAAUGGUGCAGGGAGAUUAGGGCAAGAUGUUAUGUUAUGAUAUGUUACAGCAAGGUUCUAGCAUUCAGAGGGUUCUACAUGGUGUGUUUUAAUCAAUAAGGAAUCAGACCACUGCAGUAUCAACUAAAAAAAAAAAAACACAUGGCCAUACGUUUCUCCUUCUCCUGCCUUAUGGUUUGUAUAGACGUGUUGUUAAGUUGAUGAAUGUACUGUGCUGUUACUACUUUUUGCCUGCAUUUCUAAACAUUAGCUGUUUCUAUGUUCCAGACAGGAAACUAAAAGAAGAAACAAAACAAAACAGAAAAAAAAAACCCUAUAAAUUUUAAGGUGUACACCUUGUAACUUAUGUAACUGUUUAAUGUAACAGUUCGCUUGAAUUAAUAAAAGCCAAUGUUAUGUUAAAAGCUUUCAUGA